AUGCCAAACGAAGCUCCAUCGACGUCCCUCCAAGAUCAGAACCCCACUACCUGUCGCCACACCUCGUUGUCGCCCCACCUCGCUGGCGACUACCACUGCAGAAUAUAUUCCUUCUUCGUCUGGCAGUCGACCUCGUCCUAUCAGAAGUAUGUUUUUUUUUUCUGUUUAUCUAUUCAUUUUGGAAAUUCGCAAUUGAUUUCGUUUGUAAUCAUAAAUUGGUAUAAAGUUAUUGUAUCACUUUUAGUCCAUAAAAGAUCAGAUCAGGGACAUCUGAAAGCUACUUCUAUGAAAAUCGUCCCAUUAUUGUUUCCAGGGCUUUGUGCAGAGCUCUUUGAUGGAAACAAUCCAUUUGAUGAGGAUGUUUACUUUUCCAAUCAUAGUAGUGAGCAUUUUACUCAGCCACCACCUUCUGUUGCUUCACCUUCUGCUGAUUCACAUUAUAUUGCUUCACCUUCUGGUAACCCCAACAAAAGGGCUAAACCCUCAACUCCUAGACCUCGAGCUCCUAGUGCCUCACCUAAUCCACCUUCUUGUGCCUCACCUAAAGAUUCUAUUACUGCUGAUGAUUUAGCACUAGAGAUGCAAGAAGCUCUACCCAUUUGA
This is a messenger RNA of Lactuca saligna, 603 nucleotides long. The record is from the annotation of a GenBank genome assembly. Lineage: Eukaryota; Viridiplantae; Streptophyta; Magnoliopsida; Asterales; Asteraceae.